This is a messenger RNA of Brassica oleracea var. oleracea, 1479 nucleotides long. RefSeq lists its product as uncharacterized. Bases 1 to 1479 code for a protein of 492 amino acids. The transcript has a single exon. The record is from RefSeq and is a predicted model, not a curated record. NCBI's taxonomy places the organism in Eukaryota, Viridiplantae, Streptophyta, Magnoliopsida, Brassicales, Brassicaceae.
AUGACUGAAUAUUGUGAGGUUAAAGGCAACUUUGCGUCAAUUACGUUUGACCUACUUCCUACCACCUCGCAGUCUCAGAUUGUAGUAGUCGCCGGAAGCUAUAGUGAUCGUGAUAAUAUGGCUGAUUUACUUCAGAAAGCUAUCCAAGCUAUGUCGCUUGACGAGGAGGAGCCCCUUACCCUCCCCGAUAACCCAAAAUUCAGAGUCUUCGAUAAAAACGAAACGAGUCUUCUAGGCCGUCUUUUGAAUCCGGAUUGUCAAUCCAUGGAAAGGAUGAUCGAGUACAUACCAAUGGCUUGGAGGGUGUAUGGUCGGGUUCGGGGUAUUGCUCUCUCUCGAGAUAGGUUCCAGUUUGUGUUUCAAAGAGAAGAGGACUUACAGACGGUCUUGAAGGAUAGGCCGUGGUCUUAUAAUCACUGGGCCAUGGUCUUAGAAAGAUGGACUGCCAACCCCCCGGAGGACUUCCUUCAGUCCAUGAUGAUCUGGAUACGUAUCAGGCACAUCCCGGUGAAUUUUUUCACCUCUGAGACCAUGUAUAAGCUCGCCUCAGAAGUUGGAAUGGUGGAAGAAAUUGCUUAUGACCCAAAAAUCUCACAUACGAAGGACUACAUAAGAGCGUUGGUGAUAUUCAAUACAAACAACCCAGCAAAAGCCUCUCGCAAACUCACUGUUGAAGGAGGAACGGUGUCUAUUGAAUUCGAGUAUGAGAAGAUCCAUAAGCGUUGUUUCCAUUGUCUCCGUUUGACUCACGAGAAAAUGAGAUGCCCUCUGCUCAAGAGAGGAGUUUACAAAGCUCCCAAGUCUUCGGAUGUUCCUCGUGUGAACCAGGGAGGUCCGAUCAUUAAUGAACCACCUGCUAGUCCUCCAGGGUUUCCAUUGAUGUUUCCAGAGCUGUCGGCUGCGGACCGCAAAAUGGCAAUGCUAUACAUUUCUCACUCUGACCCUACUGAACGCCUAGCUCGUAUUGAACGUGUUAAACAAGGUAUCUCAGAGAAUAUGGCGGCCUCAUCUGUCCAUCUGACACGCAUCACUAAGGAGUUAGAUAAAGGGAAAGGGCAUGUCUUCUCUUACACUGAACUUCUAGAAUCACAACAGUGUGGGAACUCAUCCCAGGGUGUGGCUCCCCUCCAGAUCAGAGACAAGAGUGACGAGGAUACAGAAUCUUCGGCGUCUAAAUUCUCAACUCGUUCCGCACCGAUAGUUCCUUCGGGUUUUCAGCUUGGCUCUUCUUCGGAGGGGCGAGUCACCGGGAACUUAGGGGCGAACAAGGCACAAAGAAGACGUCCUCCGUCAUGGAAGAGGAGAGCUGCAAGCGGUUCCUUGAAAUCACCUGUUUCUACAUCUACACCACAGAACACGGAGCUGGCUCAGAGCUCGAAACAGAAGGCAGGCUUCCUUACCGUUUCAUCAGAGAACAAAAACCAAAAAAUCUCCAACUCAACGGUGGCUUCCGUAUUGAAGCCGCUGCUUCCCCAAUGA